UAUUACCAGCAAAAUCGUGUGCAAAUUGCAGAAAUAGUGUGCUGUUUAUUAUAUUGUGAAAUACGAAGCAAAAUGUCUGCCAAUUUCGAUACGUUGAACGCGAAACUACGCAAGCGAUUGAUCCAAUUGAGUGAAUACAAAGAUCCGGAAGAAAAGUUCCGAAUGCUUAAACGGUACUUGUCCCACUUUGUCAAGUUGGCCCAAUGUGGAAGACACUUUGAAUCGUCCUUUGCCGAUCAUUUGCAAAUCUUAGUGACGCACCUCAAUGAACGUCGCAGAAAACCCGCAGACGCAGAAGUGCUUGCGACGAUCAUGAAAACGUUAUGUAUAGUUUGUUGCAUAACGGAUGUUCCUUAUCAAAUGGUGAUGAUAGCGCUGCAGGGUUUGCUCGAGAUAUUCGAGCGAAUUUCUUGCAAAGAGACGCUAGACAGUUUGAAGCAUAGUGAGAAUCAUUUUAAAAAAAUGGUUUUCUAUCUAAAGAAAUUCAAAUAUUUUAAAAUUCAGCAUCAAAUGCUUGAGCUAGUUUACGUUAGCUCACUUGCACACACUGAUAUUUCUAAACGAAGAGAAUACGUUAAACAGUUUUCCCAAGUAAUAGGGUAUUCUUGGGAGCAAUUGCUCACUUGGAAAUCAUGUAGCGUGGCUGAGGAAUGUAGAUUGCUUCUUGUUGAUUUGCAAAAACAAGAUUCGGAUGUCUUUUCGCUUUCGGUUGAUUAUUGUCAGCUAGACUUUUACAGACUGGCUAAACCCAACGAUACGGCUACGUUGUGGUUGGAUUUCAAUACUAGGCCAGCAACUGUUAGUUUUUCUGCUCUUGUUGCGGUUAAUGGUAGCAAUGAUCAACCUGAACUAACCAUUAAUCUGGAAGUAAUGCAAAACAACAUCAGUCAAAUUGAAUUGGUUGACGGACCGAAAAACGUAAGUCUGUUGACUAUACACUAUGAAGCUAUUUGUUUAGAACCAGAGGUUAUUAGUAUUGGCAAAGAAGGAAGCUUGGCAUUUAAGCUUUCCCCUGGAUUUGACCGAGCUCGUCUUCUCAACGAAGUUCUUCCUAAUGUACGAAUGAAUUAUCGUCAGGAAGUACAUGAAGAUUUGCGUUCCUGUGUAACUAAGUUGGAUGGCCUGUUAGAUAUUUCCAGACUAGAAUCAGUCGCCUCUGAAACGCAUACUAUUCGUAAUUUGGACCAGUCUCAAAGAUUGCGUGAUUAUCGAGUUGCUAUUGAGCAGCAUCAGAAUAUUCGUUGCCAGCUGUUAAAUGAUACUGAAGAGAAAGAAAGCAACAAAGAAAACGAAGCACCAAAUGUGAACUCGGAUUGUCGAGUUCUAGUGCAAGAUGUACAGCGUUUACAUGUUUUUGAGGCUUUGAGACAAGAUUGUCGACAGCAACAAAUAAGGUUAAACCGAUUGUCAAGACUAGAGUCUAGCGAGCAACGUGUCAAACAACAACCCAAAUAUCCGACAACAGACAUGUCCGCAAGAAGACGGAAACUUUUUGAUCAGCACGUAGAGGAAGACGAUCUGAACGUGAGUAAAGAUUCGCAAAUUCAACGUACUAACUUUGUAGAAGGCAAAUUGGUAAACACGGUGAAACCAAUGAAAUCUCGUGAAACAAAGAAGGUUGUGAAAACGGGGGACCUUGAUUGCAGAUCAGAACGAGACGUUUUGAAUGAAUCUUCUGCAACGGAUAUGAUGUCGUCAGAAGAAUUUGAACAAUCAAUGCAAGCCUAUAUUAACAACAGCGGAAUCUUUGGUAUUGCUCAGCAGAAAAUUUUGGACAAAAAGCUGGAGAAAAAUAUUCGCAAGAUAAAUCAAAUGGUGGAUCGUUCGGCAAAAAGGUUUUUCAAGCGCGAACAAGCUCCUGAGAAUCCUUACGAUUUCAACGAGCCAAGCGAUAAACAGAGAAAAAAAGUAACAAAACGUAAGAAUGCUUCAACAUUGAAAACAAAGCGCAAAUCAGACAAAAAUGAUCAAGAAUUUGUGCCGAACAAAAUGGCCAAAAAUGCUACCAAUGCAUCCCUUCGUGGUAAAAAAUCGAAAAAACAGCAAUUAUCAGCAAACAAUAUGGAAAAUGUCCCAAAUCCAAUCAUUGUUAAAACGGAACAGAAGCCAUGUCGCGUUUCGUUGCCACGCAGCAAAAAACCGUUGAUGCUGAUAGAUUUAACAUCAGAUUCGGAGACUGAAGCCGAGGUGGCGACUACUGAGAGAGCAAUUUUUGUUAAAAACAAGAAAGACUACACAAUGCAAAAUACCUUCCAAGAUCUGGACAUUUCGUCUAUUGCACCGGAACCAUCUACUGAUCCGCAGCGUAAGAAGCCUAUUACAAACCGGUUGUUCGACAAAUCGACUCCAGCUGAAAUUGCCAAUAAACGUGGGAAGGUGCUUCAGAAGGUCAAAAAUACGGACCGUGUUCCUCAACAGUCAUUGGCUUUUGAAGAAAUUCGUGAACCACUUGCUGAAAUUAAUGGCAGCAUUCUGAUGCGCAGGGAUUACAACAAAACUAGAAAUAACACGUUGGCAGCGACGGCAGCCAAAUUGAUACAGCAAGAGAAGGAAAAAGCACAAUCUCGGAAGCGCUCUUCCUCUCCAUCGGAAUGCAGCAUUCAGGCCAACAUCACCAUGAACGAUUUGAUUCCUGUGCCGCGCUAUUCAAAAGUACAAAAAAUAGAUACUGCACCACAACCGUGCACGUUGACGAAAGCACGAGUUAAAGAUCAUCGUUCCAAUAACGAAACGCAGAUGCCAGUCUCUUUGAGUGUGAUUGCUAGUCCAAAGUUACCGAUACCCGAGACCCUAUCGGAUGGCACUAAUGCAGCAAAGUAUGACCUAAAUUAUGCCAAUAACAACUUCUUGCUGAGCAAAUUUAUUGCCAGCAACCAAAAUGUGGAAUAUCAAAGGGAAAUGAAAUCUGUAGUUAGUGAAGAUAUUCGAGUUGGUAACAUGUGUACCAAUCCCCCGUCAAUGGGUGAUUCAAGUUACUUGAGAAUUGUGUCAGACCAAAGUGUAAUACUUGAUUCUAAUUCAUUGUCCCCUUGUUAUCCGAAGGCCGCAAAGUCGCCGAUGACAAGAGGAACAAACUAUAUUGAAUCUAAUGUUAACGCUACUGACAACAAGCCACUCAGGAGAAAAAGCGUUCCUUUCGACACGGAGCGGGUUGACAACCGUACAAGAGCGACAGUUGAGACAGUGGCAGUGCCCGAAAAUCCGACUGAAAGGACUCACAUAAAAACAAAAGUAUUGGCACCCCGUGCUACCAUCGAUUCGAUCAUGAUCGAACAGUUCAAGACUAAGAUACACCAGGAACUGAACCCCGCGUUAGUAGCCAUGGAAGACAAAAUGCAAAGGCUGAACGGAAUGAACAAAGCUUUCGAACGUCUUUCCACAAACAUUCGCGGUGAGGAAAUACGAGAAAAAUGCAAAGAAAUAUUGACUCUUGAGACACGACUGGAUAAGUUAUUAGACGAUAUGGUUACAAUAUGCGCCGAUUCUGUUGACAGGAGCAAUCAGGCUAUUCAACUGGCUAAGAAGUUGGUUAAGUAUGGAGAGACUAAGCGAGAGAACUACAAGGAACAAUUGCAAACUGGUCGUCGAGAAAUUCCAGUCAUUGUGGACGAUUGUAUUAGAAGCAUUUGGAAUGGACAAGUGCGCACUAGGAUGAGCCAGUUGGAGUUAUUGAUUACCAAAAUGAUGAUGUGAACUUGGGUUGAUGGUAUCAAAUACGGCAACUAGUUUUCACUUUCUGUAACGGAUUGAUAUUUAUUGCUGUUAAACAUUUUUUGAAUUGUGUAGAAAAUUCAUAACUCAGACUAAUUCUUGUCAAUUGUUAAUACUUUCUUUAAUGAAUUAAUUAUUUUGGUACUGAACCUUGUACUGAACGUUUUGAAUUGUGUAGCUAAUCCUGACCUAAGUUUCAGUAAAUGAAAUAAAAUAUGUUUUCUAA
This is a messenger RNA of Topomyia yanbarensis, 3937 nucleotides long. RefSeq lists its product as uncharacterized. NCBI's taxonomy places the organism in Eukaryota, Metazoa, Arthropoda, Insecta, Diptera, Culicidae. The record is from RefSeq and is a predicted model, not a curated record. The coding region runs from base 73 to 3693 and encodes 1206 amino acids. The transcript has 5 exons.